CGGCUGGGGCGGGGCGGGGCGGGGCGUGGCAGAGCGGCCCUCAGAGAGGGUUGUGUGAAUAGGGCGGUAACGGGUGUGUGUGCUGUCCACCGCUCGGGGUCUCUGCUCUUCCCCGUUGUCCAUGCUGCGGGUGUUCGCAGCCCCGUGUCCGCGGGGAUACACGUCCCGCAGGGUGGGCGCACUUCCGGCGCGGCGGUUAGACCCGGAACGGGCGCCUCUGGGGCCCUGCGCGGGCGGCUCGCGACGGCCGGCUGGGCGGGGUUCGGUGGCCGUUCCGCGCCUGCGCACGCCGAGCCGCGCGGUGCCCGGGCCGCUCUCCCGCCCUGGACGCCGCCUGCCGUUGUGCACGUGGCCCGGGCGCUUGAGGCGCGAGUGCGGCUGUGACGCCGUCCUGCGGGACCCGCACGCCGCCUUGCUGGCGGAAGGAUGUCGGCCACGCCCCCGCCGACGCCGUGAGCCGCCUCGCCGAGUCAUCGCAGUAAGCCGCUGGCCCUCGUCCGACUUCGGACGCGGAGGGUCGGGGCCGGGCGCGUCCGGCGUGCGGGCCUCCAGCCAGCGGCCGCCGGCACGUGGGCAGGAAUGGGACGCGCGCGGAGUUCUCUCAGGCUCACAGGGCUGGACGAGCCUCAGCUGGAGAAGCACCUGCUCUCGACUCUCGUGUGCUCUUCAGGGCGACGCUUCAGCUGAGGCGGCCGCCCCGUGGUCCGUGUGGAGCGGAGUCCUCGUCUCGCCAGACCUCGGCUGGGAGUCCUGCUGCGGUGGGCAUGGCCUGCGAGAGCCAGCGGGAGGCUGCUGAUGGAGCUGCACCUCUGGGAAGGGGCCGCCCCGCCCACUCCCUUCUGCCUAGUUUCAGGCCCUUUCUCUGCUGACCUCCUUCCCUCAGCCUGGAGCAAACGAAAUCUUAUUUUUAAAAAUUAUUUUUUUAAA
Molecule: messenger RNA, 927 nt
Organism: Equus caballus (horse)
Lineage: Eukaryota; Metazoa; Chordata; Mammalia; Perissodactyla; Equidae
Source: RefSeq, a predicted model, not a curated record